AUGAAUGUACGGAUAGCGAAUAUAUGCAAGGCGAAAAGAAGCGGAACGAAUGUCAGCUUGGGAAACCGAGCAAAUAUAUGCGGAACGAAUAUAAUCCAAACGAAUAUAAGCGGAGCGAAUAUAACCGGAGUGAAUAUAAACGGAGCGAAAGAAAUUGAUAUAAGAGUAGUGGACGGGGCGAAUUUAAUCGUUAAAAAUUUUUACCAGAAUCUAAACGAAUAUAAGCGAGGAGUAUGUAAGAGAUACAAUAGGAAAAGAACUGGGAGAUCGUCGUUUUAUUCGCGCCGUUGUUUAAUAGGUUUUGCCAUUUUAUGGAUUCUAGCUUUAUGUAUUUUUUUGUCAUUUAACGAGGAUAUAUCCUCUAAAAUUGUAACACCUGCCUUAAACAGAGAUUCGCAAGAUCUUAUAAAUAUAUCUCCCCUUCAACCAUUCGAUAUUCAUCGAUUCGGUCAAAAAAUAGUCAAUUUACCAAAAAAGAUUUAUCAAAAUAUAGCGGAGGUAGUGGAUAAUUGGGCCGGACAUCCGGAUGAAGCGGGGGUAGGUGUGUUGCCACCUCCGGAUCAAGAGGAGAUCAUGAACCCCAAAGGAUACGGUUAUAAUGGUGAAGCUGUUGUUUUUAAAAAAUUAAAUCCUGAACAACGAAAAGAAAUGGAUGAAGGAUGGAAAAACAAUGCCUUUAAUCAAUUUGUUAGUGAUCGUAUAUCUUUACACCGUAAAUUACCUGAGAUCAGAGAUAAAGAAUGUUUGGCGAUAAAAUAUGAUUAUGAUCUUCCAACGACAAGUAUUGUUAUGUGCUUUCACAACGAAGCCUUUUCGGUUUUGUUAAGAGGUGUUCAUUCAAUUAUAGAUCGGACACCAUCACGCCUGCUCAAAGAAAUUAUUUUAGUCGAUGAUUUUUCUGAUAUGGAGCACGUGAAAGAAAAAUUGGAUAAAUAUGUUGCUAAAUUGGGUAAAGUUCGAGUUAUAAGAACUAAAAAGAGAGAAGGCUUAAUCAGAGCACGAUUAUUCGGUGCUGCUAAUGCCACAGGGGAUGUUAUUACAUUCUUAGAUUCUCAUAUUGAGUGCGCUGACGGUUGGGCUGAGCCUUUAUUGCAGCGUAUAAAGGAGGAUGAAAGCCGCGUGGUGUGCCCGGUGAUAGAUGUUAUAGACGAUGCUACAUUUAAAUAUCAUUAUUCAGGAGCCACAAGUAUUAAUUUGGGCGGAUUUGACUGGGGUCUACAAUUCAAUUGGCACCCUAUUCCCGAAAGAGAGAAAAAUAGAAGAAAGUCGGCUAUCGAUCCUCUCUAUUCUCCCACGAUGGCUGGUGGAUUAUUUUCUAUCCACAGGGGCUAUUUUGAAAAAAUAGGAACUUAUGACGCCGCUAUGGAUAUAUGGGGAGGAGAAAAUUUAGAGUUAUCAUUUAGAAUAUGGAUGUGUGGAGGCACGUUAGAAUUUAUUCCUUGCUCUCACAUUGGGCACAUAUUUCGCAAAAGAAGUCCUUACAAAUGGAGCACGGGAGUAGAUGUUCUCAGAAAAAAUUCCGUUAGAUUGGCGAUGGUUUGGUUGGAUGGAUAUGGCGAGUAUUAUUUUCAAAGGAUCAAUCAUGAUUAUGGCAAAUAUGGCGAUAUUUCUGCGAGAAAAGCUUUAAGGGAACGAUUAAAAUGUCACAAUUUUAGUUGGUACAUUCAUAAUGUGUAUCCCGAACUUUUUGUACCCGCGGAUGCUUAUUCUAACGGAGAAAUCAGGAACAAGGGAAAUGAUUCUAAUUAUUGUUUAGACUCCGCUGCAAAUCAUGAAAGUGUUAAUAAACCGAUUAAAAUGUAUUCCUGCCAUAGACAAGGCGGAAACCAGUAUUGGAUGUUAAGCAAAGAUGGAGAAAUCAGACGAGAUGAUAUGUGCCUUGAUUAUGCUGGAAAAUCUCCAGUUUUAUUUGAUUGUCACAGUCAAAAAGGAAAUCAAUAUUGGGUCUACAACCCAAUUAAAAAGUCAAUCGAACAUGUUAAUAGCAAGUUAUGCUUAGAAAUGAAUUUAGAUGGCAUAAGAUUAGCAAUGGAAAAAUGCAAUAACUCGCCUCAUCAACAAUGGGAUUUAGAAAAAUAUAAAAUUGGCAAUAAAAUAUCAAACGAAGUCUAA
Gordionus sp. m RMFG-2023 is the source of this 2112-nucleotide messenger RNA. RefSeq names its product polypeptide N-acetylgalactosaminyltransferase 5-like. The coding region runs from base 1 to 2112 and encodes 703 amino acids. The record is from RefSeq and is a predicted model, not a curated record. NCBI's taxonomy places the organism in Eukaryota, Metazoa, Nematomorpha, Gordioida, Chordodea, Parachordodidae. Gene Ontology annotation, molecular function: polypeptide N-acetylgalactosaminyltransferase activity. The transcript is spliced from 13 exons. Gene Ontology annotation, cellular component: Golgi apparatus. Gene Ontology annotation, biological process: protein O-linked glycosylation.